Helobdella robusta is the source of this 2589-nucleotide messenger RNA. RefSeq lists its product as hypothetical. NCBI's taxonomy places the organism in Eukaryota, Metazoa, Annelida, Clitellata, Rhynchobdellida, Glossiphoniidae. The transcript is spliced from 6 exons. The coding region runs from base 1 to 2589 and encodes 862 amino acids. The record is from RefSeq and is a predicted model, not a curated record.
AUGAAACCAAGAAAAAUUCGUCUCUACAUAAUUAAACCACCUAAAACUUUCUAUCUGCAAGUUGAUAAAAAUUCAGAAACAUCGAACAAAAAGACAACAAAAACAAUCUACUCGUUCAACCGUUUCGGAAUCAUUAAUCUUUUCAAAGUGAUAUUGAUUCAACUCACUUUCUAUCGCAUCGGAGAAACAAACGAAGAGAGUCAGCAACUUUCCUGCAAUUACCACGACUCCCACUGUUUCUUUCUCGCAAAGUUGAAAACUUAUGACGCAGUUUUCAGCGUGAAAUAUGCCAACGAUUUUUGCAGAAAAAAGAUACCUGAAAGCUAUUUAGUGGAACCAUAUGAUCAAGCUGUUCAUGAAGGUGCAAAGAAAUUUCUCAGUUCUCACGGUAGUGUAAAGAAAUCAGUCUACCCUACUAACGCUGCUUUCGAGCUCGCCGACAAAUACCAGAACAUGAAAAUGAAUGAAAUGCCAGAACCUUUCCCGGCGGCAAAUUUGGUAUCGGACAAGAGCGACAGCUACGUAUACGGGAUUAGACACGAAACUCUCAACAACACCUGGGAUUUCAAAACAGCUGAUCACGAGCAGUACCACACCGUCGUUUGUCUCCUACCAAUAGCUAUGGCUGAAUGCACAAAAACCAUUAAGCCAUCGAACGCAGCAAGCAGAACAUUUAACAAAAGACAACCCAGCUCUAACUUAAACAACGUACGUAAUGUAAAAAAGCAUUCGGAUGAAUGCAUCGCACCCGGAAAUAAAUUAUCUAUUGAAGAAUUGGCUAAUCAAAUAGUUUCAACUGGGAAAUCAAAUUCAACAAUGAUGCACAAAUCGUAUGAACAAAUGUGGCGAGAAAUUGAAUCUUAUUUAAAUACAACCUCGAUAUUCAGAAAUAACUCAGAUCUGACAAUUUUUCUGGAAAAACUAGUUUUGUAUAACAAGACAUCAAAAUAUUCUAGAGAAAGUAUUGCAAAGUUAGGAAUUCAGAUAAAUAAUUCCGCCAGUGUCCAUAAACUUUUUCAAGUGAUUAAAAUGGUAUUUGAAACAAAGCAUUAUUUUAAUGGCAACACAAGUUUCUUACCUGUGCGUUUGGGUCAAAGGUUUAAAGAAAAUUUUGUAAAGUUUAUGAAUUGGUUGAAGAAUCUUAACUUCGGCUUAAUAUGCAGAUAUCUGGAGUUUUUAAACAAUCCAUUAAAGUUUAGUGAAGAAGAAGCAGAACUGUUACACAUUCCAAGGAGUGCCUUCAGAAUUUAUACAAAGUUUGUAUAUCCACCCAUUGCCGCUGCCCUCGGACACGAGGGCAUCCGUAAUCUCAUAGUGCAAAUCUGCUACACCAUACACAAAAUUCUUUCACCACUACUGAAAAUAAACUGGAAAACGUUAUUCAAUAAAAACCUGGUUGAUAGUAUAAAAAAUUUAGACUUUCAGAUGAUAGGAGACUUUAUAAUGGAGAAUAAGGAACAUCUGACGAACUUUUCAAGAGAAGUCUUUUUGCAAAUGGGUGUUCCCACCAAUCGAAUAGACGAAUACGAAGAAGGUUUCUAUAAAUUAGUAGGUUCUUUGCAAAAUAAAUCGAGCAAUGUAAAUGCAUUGAUAGGAGUUAUCAAAAACGGGAAAAUUUGUAACUGGCAAUCCUUCAUUAGAACAGGAAAAACAUAUUUUACAGAAUAUAUCAAGGGAUUCAAUUUUAAAAAAAUCGGUCAGAUCAUGCUAACUUUGUAUGAUAAAAUAAAAUCAGUAACUAUUGAAGAAGUACGUGCACUGGGAUUAAAUAUAAAAGAUGAGGAUUUUGAAUAUGUACAGAAAAUAUUUCAUAAGAUUGAGAAAACGAUGGAAAAAUUUAAUUUAAACAUUACAUUUUUAACUAGAAAAAUUUAUCACAAAAUUGACGAAAAAAUAGCAAUAGUAAAGUCAAUGAAGAUAUCAGGCUUAAACGUAAAUAAAAAAGAAAUAGAUAAUAUAGAAAAGGUCAUAAUCCUGUACGACCUAAUUAGCAAUCCGCAUGCCGUGACAGAUGGCCAGUUGUUUCGAAUCGGAAUUAGAAGAUCCCAAUGGAACGAUGUUGUGCAGCGCAUUGCAGACAAUGCAAUCCCAUACUCUAACGAGGAUCCUUCUGACAUCUUGCAUAGAUUUACUUAUCUGGAUAAAUGUUUAGUCGUAUACAGAGCUGUUACAUCGUGGUAUGAAGCUCAAAGUAUGUGCGCUGCUAACAAUGGCAACUUGGUUGUAUUCGAUGAAUACUUCCCGACAAGUGUUUUCAACGAUCCAAAAAUAUUUGGUCUUAACGAUUUUCCGUCAUUUUGGACGGGAGCUACAAAACACGUUUGGACUUGGAGGAACAAAAAAUCAUCUCUAGCGUGGAACACUUUAAGUUCAUUCACAGCAUUCUACAACGGGCCAAACUACAUUUACUUGCAAUCUGGAGAUGAUGCAUACAGUUGGAUGGUGUCCGAGAGGUGGUACACAGAGGCUGGACAACACGAAAUACUCUGCAUGACCAAAAUGAUUUACGUGUACCUAUACUUCUUCAAAGUUGUACGAGAUAACCAAAUUAUUUGUUGGAACCUCAAACUGUUUCAUUUUAAUUUAUAG